CUUCACUAAUCUUCUCCAACUACACAUAAUUUCAACUACUCUAUCAAAUUAUUUAAAAUCUUGUCUAUUUCAAUGCUUUACCGACAAUUCGCGCUUUUUUCCAUUUCCUCACCUAUUCAACCGAAUUUCAUGUCCCUCAUAAUUAAAGCCGACACUUUACCCCGAAAUCCACUCUACCUUCCUUUAACUUUCUCAUAACCAAUUACACAAUUUUGGAACUUUUAUCUACUUUAAAAUUCCCGAACUGAUCCACCACAAUUCACUUUAUGUGUCUAACGCACUGGAGAAUUUUCCACUUUCACACUUUUUCCACUCACUCUCCACAACCUUCCAUUCUCACACCUGAAAAUUAUUUCCCAUCAUUUAUUUUUUUAUUCUCCUUAGCUAAUUUUAUUAUUCAGUCACUCGAGAGUUUACUGUUGUCUUGUCUCAAAAUGUGUUACGCAGUCCUCAGACUUAUUCCUGACACAUUCCAACUAAAUUUUACUACUCCUCAGUAAUCUCAAUUUUACACCAAUUAAUACAUGUUAUUCCUAUUUUUACACGUGAUUCCACAAUAUUUUGGAGUCUUCCGUUUGUCGUGAUUAGUUCAUUUUAAAUUAUUAUUUUUCGUACAUUUUGAAGAUUUUUUAUUCUGGCUAAUUUUAGCUUAAUUUUGUGAAUUCGUUAGUUUUUCAGAAUUUUUAACUUUUUACCAUUUUUCACUUCCACCAAAUUUCAACUUUGUUGUAUGAUUUUAUUAUCUUCAAGAUUUCAAUUUUUCAUUAAAAAUUUUAUUCUCCGCAAUUUUUCAAAUUUUUUCACAAAUAUUUCAAAUUUUUUCACAAAUAUUUCAAAUUUUUUCACAAAUAUUUCAAAUUAAUUUGAUUAAUUUACAAAAAAAUAAUAUUUUAAUUUUUUCCUCAAAUUCCUCCAAAUUUCACUAAAAUUCCUCUAAUUUAGAUUUGUGAACCAUGCAAUUACUGCGUAGUAGUGGAAGAACUAAGCGUACUUACGUGGACGACUCGGUGGUUUCACCGAUCCCUGAGCACAUCAAGGGUAUAAAAAGAACUAAAACUAAAUCUGACGAAGCUUAUUCGUAUGUGAGAGACCCUUACGGUGAAGUGAUUGCCAAUAUUAAUGGCAAAAAGUUCUAUAGAUCUGCCCUCAUCCACGAUGAAAUCAUUUCCAUUUACGACUCCGUUGAUGUUCUGAGGACAAACAAUAAGUCGAAAAAUGUCAGAGAAUCUAAUCUGGCAAAGAUAUCGGCGAUUUAUGUGGACACGAAUGGUAAAUUAAUGGCUGAGGUGGCGUUUUAUUUCGACUCUGGAGAGGAAAUUCCAACCUCUGACAACGCCACAGAACCCCUAACCCACCCGCUAGACAAUAAAUGGAAAGGAUUCACACACGUUAACGAAGUUGUUGCAUACAAUAAAUUUGAGGAUGUGGAGAUAGAGACGUUUGAUGAGAAGGUGAAUGUGCAUGGAAGUAAGGAGGAGUAUUUGAAUGAGAUAAACUCUGGCGGCGAUGAGGAAAUUAACGUCUUCUGCAACUACAUCUGCUAUCAUGAAAAUUACUCCGUACUACCCUUCAAUAUACAUACCGAUUGGGAAAACGUGAUGGUAGAGAGUAGUAAAUAUCAUAGUAUAUAUUAUCCGAAGAUGAUAUAUAAGGAGACACCGUGUGUUGUGGAACCUCUCAGCCCCGAACUUAAACUACAAUUAAACAGCACUGAACGCAUCCUAGGCCGCGAAGAUGAAGCCGAUAAAAUACGCACUUUCAUGGAAACCAAUAUCAAACAAGGGGGAACGGGUCAGGUAUUGUACAUCAGUGGUGUGCCUGGAACGGGUAAGACUGAGACGGUGAAGAUGGUGUCUAAGGAGUUAAUUGGUAAGAAAUUAAAGGGUCAAAUACCUUGGUUCGACUUGGUGGAAAUCAACGCCGUGCAUCUCUCAAGACCUAAUGAACUCUACAGAGUGUUUUAUAAUAAAUUAUUCGCUAAACCCGCUCCUGCCUCACAUAUUUGUUAUGAAGAACUUGAUAAAUAUUUUACUAACAAUAUGACGCCAUGUGUAUUGAUAGUGGAUGAGGCUGACUACAUAGUAACAAAGACGCAGAAGGUAUUGUUUAAUUUGUUUGACUUGCCGUGUAAAAAGAGCUCCAAGUUCAUCCUCAUUAUCAUCUCCAACACCAUGGACCUCAACUAUAAAAUGAAAUCCUCCAUACAAUCCAGACUAGGAUUUGGGAGUUUGGUGUUUAAGCCGUAUAGAUAUCAGCAAAUAGUACAAGUCAUUGAAAGUAAACUCGGAAAAUACUCCAUCAUCGAUCCAGUGGCACUGCAGUUGUGUGCUAGGAGGGUUACGAAUUACAGUGGUGACAUGAGGAAGGCUUUACAAAUUUGUAAACUUGCCAUUAAAGAAUCAAACGGAAAGAAAAUUACUGUGAGUGAGAUGAGUAGGAUAAGUAAUAUGGUAUUGAAUUCGUCGAUAUCAGAUGCGUUGCAAUAUGUUUCGGUGGGAAUGAAAUGUCUCCUGGUCUCAAUAAUCUUAGUGUUAAAGGAGGUCCAGUUAUCGAUAGCGCCUGCAGUUCAGGUUUAUAACACGUUCCGUGGCAUGAUCACAGUACUGAAGCCGGAACUUGAGAAUUGUCUCUGUAAAGACUCGUUUAAGCAUUUGUUACUGUCAAGCUUAAAUAACGGCGUGAUUUCACUAGAGCCCACAGUCUUCUCCAGCUUCUCACUCACAGAUAAAAAGAAAAUACACAAAGUCUUUGAAGAUAUUAAUGAAGACUUAGGAGAUGUAGGGAUAACGUUUCAAAUUGAUAUUGGACAUUUGGUUACAGCAUUGGCAAAGGAUCCUUACUGGCAAUCCAAACUGGAAUCUAUCACAUAAUCCAACUAAUA
This is a messenger RNA of Theileria parva strain Muguga, 2881 nucleotides long. It is a transcript of the gene orc1, whose product is annotated as ATPase family associated with various cellular activities (AAA) family protein. Gene Ontology annotation, cellular component: nuclear origin of replication recognition complex. The transcript has 10 exons. The record is from RefSeq and is a predicted model, not a curated record. Lineage: Eukaryota; Apicomplexa; Aconoidasida; Piroplasmida; Theileriidae. Bases 954 to 2870 code for a protein of 638 amino acids. Gene Ontology annotation, biological process: DNA replication initiation; mitotic DNA replication checkpoint signaling. Gene Ontology annotation, molecular function: ATP binding; DNA replication origin binding; ATP hydrolysis activity.